Messenger RNA from Mizuhopecten yessoensis (Yesso scallop), 8232 nucleotides. RefSeq lists its product as uncharacterized. Bases 572 to 7285 code for a protein of 2237 amino acids. Lineage: Eukaryota; Metazoa; Mollusca; Bivalvia; Pectinida; Pectinidae. The transcript has 3 exons. The record is from RefSeq and is a predicted model, not a curated record.
GAUCCUCAGGGAGCGCGAAACGCUGUGACAGUAUCUGUGUCCUUUGACCUGCCGCCGUCAGCUAGAUUAUCGCAGGUGAGGCAUUAAUCUUUGAUAAACAAGUGGACAAUUAGUGAGUGUUAAAACAAGUUAACGUCGCGAGCUGUCAGCCCAACGACACAAGCUCAUGUGUGUCAGAUCGCUAAUAACACUGUAGUAUCGAUCCGGCCUCGGUAUCAUGUGACCCAGCUCUGACGCUCCAUUGGAUAACACCGCAAGGAAUCUCGAUCUAUUCUAAACAUUCGUCGAUGUGGUACAUUCACAAAAUACUCGAGAUGUUUUGAGGUGAGUGUGGGAAUGUUAGCGGGUGGAACGUAUAUGUACCCCGCAAGGACACUGUUAUUUCAUCUGGCAUUUUUUGGUAAGAUUGAGACGGUAAACAACGACCAUGCUGAUGGCAAGGACUGACUGGUUAACAGAACACACUGUAUAUGUGUAUGUAUGUAGUGUAUACCUGUGUUGUGCCGGUAGGUACAAAUUACAGUAAGGAGAUCAGUGAAGUGUGUCCAGUUGACAGAUAGGAGAAAACAGCAUGGAGAACUGGGCUACUAACACAGGCACGGGGACCACGGUGGGGGCUGACGGGGCAUUCGAAAGGUUCCUCACGGCCGCUAUAGCUACAAUAAUAACCAUCAUGUUUUCUUGGAGGCUUUUAGUUGAAAAUGGUGAUGAGAACGGUGAUGUGAGUGCAUAUCAAAUUCGUCAACAUUUGCUUGCAGUGCAGGGUGCGACGGGUGGUGGCCCGCCCAGUGACCCGGAAGAGCAAGGUGACAGCGACGGGAGCAGACAUCAGGGACCCCAUGGAGUACCCAUACCCGUCAGUAAUCAGAGAUCACAUAUGACCUCAGGUCACGAUGUAAUGGAAUGUAAACACGAGAGUCAGUCACAUUCUUCACAGUCAACUUAUAGAAUGUCCGGACAUAACGUACCCCCAAUGGACGAGGACGAAAAUCAGACAGCACAGUCCGUUGGUGCCCAUAGAGAGGAGGUGAAUGAAUCUGAUGGGGAUGAGCAGCCUGCAUGGGGGUACAAUAAUUGGGAGGAGGAUGCUUACUGGAAUAUAAACACGCGGAGAAAACCCAAAGACUUCAUGACGUCAAAUGUGAGGACCAGGUCCGAAUCCUCGGACCAGAGUUAUACGGGAGGAUCGGAUAGCAGUGACCCCGAUGGAGGGGGUGUCGUUACGACGUCUGAGGGUGAGGACGAGCAGUAUGUGAACCGCGAGUACCGCAGCAUAGUGGAAAAUGACGGUUAUACUAACAUAAUGGGAGACAAAAGUAGUGAUAGUGAAACUAGUGACAGUGAGGAGGGCGAGUACGAGCCCCCCAUGAUCGAUUCCGAUGAUGACGACGAUGCAAAUUAUUCGAAUGCUUUGGAGCCUAUUAUAGAGGAAGAUUCAGAUGACAUGUGUGCUAGCGAGGAUGAAUCAAAUGAUGAAAAUGACGAAGGUAAGAGAAACUUUGGAAACAAUGACAAUGCAUAUGUGAAUGAAAACAGUGAUCAAAAUACGUAUGACAAAACACCAAAUUCUGGUAUUUCAAGCGAUGUUGGAGAUAAAGUCAAUGACACCGUCAACGAUCAUCGCGGAAAUGAAGGUGAUAACGAUGAAACUCGGACAGGUAUAAAUAAAACUGACGAGGGGACGGAUGUAGAUUCGCCUGUAUGUGUCAUACACGCUGAGUUAAACAGGCGUGAUCCAUCAUAUCCCGCGGAUAUACCUGUCGUACCUGGAGCAGACGACACCAGCUCAGACCACGUGGAUUUGUUUACAUCUCGGCGCGAAGGCCCGGGGCCCGCCAUUGUUAAUGUGAUUGAAGGGGAGAGGUCACGGGUUGGUGACACCGAACAUUGUAUGAAUGAAAGCCGCGUUCCAAAGCUUGACAUUAAUAAACAUCACUGUAGGGAUCUGGAUUUAAACCCACCAGCAGACGACAGUAGCAUUGCCGAAUCGCCCGUACGUACGUGUGCGGUCGAGGAUAUAUUUGAUGGUUAUAUUUCGGACGAGUCUUGUAGUAGUGCUUCUGUUGUGACUGUCGUCAGUGUAGAUGUUGAUGACGAUGAGGACGGGGAAUUAAAUCAAAACAGAUCAACGGAUCGUACAUUACUUGGAUCUGGAGGUCGCGGGGAGCCUGGGGAUUAUCCCAAACAGGAACAUCCAAUAGGCAGCUUAAGUGACGACGACGACAAUGCAUCAGACUCAAAUUCCGAGGAUUGUUAUGAUGGAGACGAAAAUUGUGUUGAAAAAAGUGAUUCUGUGAUACACAUUCCCCAGUUAGUGGAGUCAGAAUGGGCAGAAAUCGAGACAAAUAACAAUCGUCAGCCGACUGCGGGAUUAAAGGACGGUGUCAUUGAUAUCGACUUUAUAGAGGAGGACAAUGGGCAAAAAACACAGGAAUUCACUUACGGCGAUUUUAUUACAGAGAUUAAAGUAACAAAUGAGGAAUUAUUACCGCCUACAGGUGAGGUACAUGAAACCCCAAACUCUACACUAAUUGUAGGUAUAAAACACCCUACCACAGAGGAAUCUGCCCUACGAACAGAAGGAGACACCGAUCGGGACCCCAGUGAUAGGGUGGAUAAGGACGGUGCAGGCACCGGUAACACACUCUCCGACGACGAAAUGUUCGCUCUGUCCCAAUUAGCUAGCAUCCCUGAGGAGGGUGAGGACCCCGUUGAGGACGAUGGCGAUACUGAUCAAGACCCACGUGACCAGGAAUCUUACUCAGGCGGCAAAUUCAGUGAUCCAGACUCUGUCAACUUUACUCCAUUAGGACAAGAAUGUGUCGAACAGCUGGAAAGUGUCAACACAAGCAUUCCCGAGAGCAGCAAUGUCAGUGUUAUAAGUUACCAAAACAUUGAUGAGGAUGAGGAUGAGUUUACGGUUUCAUCGAUCCCAGACACAAAUGUUGAUACUGUGCCACGUUUUCAAAACAUAUCGACGAAUAUAGAGGAUUACGUCAACAGCUCUGACGAUGACGUAGAACCACGUGAGUACAAUCCUUAUGAAGACGACUUUGCCGAGUUUGAAUUUGAUCAUGAUUCCGAUGAGGACUCUUUCUUUCUUGUGAUGGGUGAUCAAAGUCACCUUCGGAAAUUGGACACGGUGACAAAUCUGGACGCGCUUGGUCUGAAUCCUUCUAAUGACGGGUACGACGUUCAGCCAGGUGAGGACGGCAAGUCUGUGGUAUUUACAAAGACAGAGGAGGUUUAUACUGAUCACCGUGUUAGGUACUUCACAGAGGACAGGGUUCCAAGUCCGACAGAAACUUACAUUCACAAUACAAUUAAUGAACAGGACGAAUAUGCUCCGAAUGAGCAUGUAACAGAUACCGGAAGUAUUACCAAUGGAGUUGUAGAAACAGAUGUGCCGUGUGUUAUGAAUGGUGUGAACGGUGUACACGGAGACAAACCACACGUUUCCGAGGAGGAUUUGUCAGAUAGAGACCUGAUACCAGAUGCCAUUGAUCGGUCGGCGUGCAAUAGAUCGGGCUCUCUGAUAAGAGACAAUGACAGAGAAAACGAUUCUGACUUCAACAAAAGUUUAAAAAAUGAUUUAUUGUUUGAGCACAACCAACUCGAGCAGUCAAAGGGAAUUAGUGCGAGUCUAGAUAAUACGCAGGACAUGUCGGACAAUGAUCGCACGAGUGACUCUCACUCAGACCUCAGCUCAGCUGAUAUGACAGGAAGUGGUGAUAUACGCAUGCGUAGUCUGCAGGAGAAUGUGAUAGAACAAAGUUCUCGAGAAAGUUUGGACGAAGCAUUGCAUAUAGAUGAGGAACAAGACUCCGGGAUACAGUGCAAUAGUUUUUCUCCUAAUCAAAGUGGAUUAUCUCCGGAUAAUAGACAAUUUAGUGUCGUAACAGAUGUCUGUCCACAAGGAAUUGAAUCUCGUAACGCAAGUGGUAGCUGUGAUGAUGUAUCUACCGUGGAGUUGUUUAUCAAUGAGAGUGAUUUGAAUAUCGACCAAACAGAACAUGACCAGGGAAAUCAUACGAAAGUUCAUGGGCAACACAAUGAAACCGAUUUAAGCAUUGUACCGGCAUUGAUGUCAACAAUCGAAACUCGGGAGUCUGUUAUUGACGAUAUUUCGACGUUAUGUCGUCCAAAGGAGACUGUGAUCGACGAUAUUUCACCGUCAAAUCGUCAAAUGGAGACUGUGAUCGACGAUAUUUCAUCGUCAAACCGUCAAAAGGAGACUGUGAUCGACGAUAUUUCACCGUCAAAUCGUCAAAUGGAGACUGUUAUCGACGAUAUUUCACCGUCAAACCGUCAAAAGGAGACUGUAAUCGACGAUAUUUCACCGUCAAACUGUCAAAAGGAUACUGGGAUCGACGAUAUUUCACCGUCAAAUCGUCAAAAGGAUACUGGGAUCGACGAUAUUUCACCGUCAAACUGUCAAAAGGAUACUGUGAUCGACGAUAUUUCACCGUCAAACUGUCAAAUGGAGACGGUUAUCGAUGACAUAUCACCGUCACAUCGUCAAAUGGAGACUGUUAUCGAUGAUAUAUCACCGUCCAAUCGUCAAAUGGAGACUGUUAUCGAUGACAUAUCACCGUCAAAUCGUCAAAUGGAGACUGUUAUCUAUGAUAUAUCACCGUCACAUCGUCAAAUGAAGACUGUUAUCGAUGAUAUAUCACCGUCACAUCGUCAAAUGGAGACUGUUAUCGAUGAUAUAUCACUGUCACAUCGUCAAAUGGAGACUGUUAUCGAUGACAUAUCACCAUCAAACCGUCAAAAGGAGACUGUGAUCGACGAUAUUACACCGCCGCCGACUGUAAUCGAUCAGGUGUUUGCUCCAAACAGUAAACAAGAAUACAUCAGAGAGACUAAAACGCCGAAGGAAACCGUCAUUGACGAUUGUUCAAACCCGCAAUAUAGAAAAGAAACUGAUAUAGACAAUAUAUUUCCUUCAAUACGCGAACAAGAAGAGCCUGCCAUGCACGAUCGGUUACCUACAUACAAUACAAAAGAAACUGCCAUCGACGACGUGUCGCCUUUAUCAUUGAGGAGAGAAACAGUCUCAGACGAUAUUUCACCUUCAAAACAAUCUACUAUUAAUGAAACAAUCAUCGACGAUAUAUUGUCCUCAAACCGAUCCAUUGCAUCUUCGGUUGAAUAUAUUUCACCACAAACAGUCAAAACACAAUCUCCAGUGAAUCUGACAAGGGAGACGGACAUAAUUCCGAAGGCUGAGAUACGCAAUCUUGUUGUUGAUGACGUGUCGACUUCGCUGCCGAUUGCGACUAAAUGUGAAACAAAACAUGAAUCUGUUAUUGGUGACCCCGCAGGAUCAGACGUGAUUAAUUCCAGUACAUUGGACGACCUUGAAAGUGCAAUAGCUCCGUGUAUAGAGCAGUACACAAAGUCAGUGAAUUCUCCUACUAAACUUCAGCCGGAAGUAGACCAUGAACGGUCUUCAACAGAAAAAGUUGAAAAACAAGAAAAAGCGACGGAUUCAGAUGCAUCCAACGAAUACAAACAUAUUCCAGUUGUGCCAACGUUUGGUUGGGUUGUUCGAACGUCUGUUGUUAGUCCUUCCGGGUUAAAGGGUAUAAAAGCGAAAAUCAGUAAACAACAGGAACGUUCGCGCGUUCGCAAACCUGAGCAAUACAAAUCCGUGCUCACUGAACCUGUUGUGAUAAACCCUUCUCCACCGGUCGUACGGACACCCGACAAAAAUCCGCUACCCGUUAUUCGCCAAAAGAUCAUGUCCUCUCGACACCGCUUUCUCAGUGCUGAUAAUCUGACGGACAACGUGAGCUCGCAGUUCGAGCACUUCAAAAUGUCCGUGUCUAAAACGCCGACGAGACAACGUAUUUAUACGCGUCGCGAGACAACGCCAGCUCAAAAAACUCGCCGCAUAUUGAGCUUUGAGCGUGUAGAUAAUCUAAGCAGUAUGCAUUCCCCGCGGCACAAUAGUGACGACUCGUUCGAAAAACCCGCGUUCGACACCCUUCACAAAGACUGUAUGUUCUCGGCUCAUAAACACAAAGAAAUACAAAAAACCACAGAAUCUAUAGAUCAAUUACACGAACCUUUGCUCAGUUAUGGGUCUGUUUCGUCAUUGGUGGAAACAGAUAUUGACUCUGGUGAAACGUUUGAAACAUUUUUCCUUCACGAAACUGACGUUGAUAUGUUUGGGUUUCAGCAUAUACCUUUACAAAGAACUGCAAGCAUGAGUGACAUGAUAACGUCAAGAAAUCUGGAAGAACAAAAGGUGAGGAAGGGUCGAUUCGCCGACCGAAACAUGCCAAAGUCUAAAAGUCUCAUGGCGUUGGAAACGGACAUCGACGAGGAAGUUGAGGGAGACGGAAGUCUUAAGCGUGUGCCGUCUAUACACGAGAUUCGCGUUGCUAAAUCUCUACAGAAGCUUAACGUCCCUGAUUGGUACAAAAGGUCGAGUGUUUCGCGGAGCGGAAGUACGUAUAGUCUUUUCUCUGAACGACGAGACUCGACGUCAACACUCAACUCCAUAGGGUAUGCAAUGUCCACAACGUCAUGUCCUUGUCCCUCUAUUAGUCCCACUUCCGGUGCUGUCGUGAUAAAGACCAGAGUUACACCGUCGAGUGCAAAUAGGUUUCUUCGUGCACCUAAACUCCCUGUUACGCCGGAAAAAUCCCCAUUGCCCCCCAUGAACUUCCGAUUACCUAGUGACAGAUUACGGAAAAAAGAAAAAUCUAAAGAACUCAUGCCGAUACCGGUCGUGCCUUUCUCACAACUAAGACUUAUGUUUGAAACUGGUAAAAAGAAGACAUCACCCGUAAAAAAAUCUCCUAGUACCAAAUCUGAAAAAAUAUCUCCUCUUCCGUCACCUGAUGUACCAGAUCACCCUGCUACGUCUCCAGUGACAUCAUCAGCUCCCCAUCCAAUACUCAAGGUGACACACGCUGACCAACCGCCAACGAAUGGUACCACAACAGGCAGUAGGGAUGAAGAGAGCAGAGUGAAAAAUGGUCGCGUGCGAAUUAGUGAACCUGAGGUUACAAAUGUCAAACCGGUUCCUCCAGAAAAACCGGCGUCUUUGACUAAUAAGGAAGCCAGCCAAGAAAAGCCAACUACGCCGACGAAAAAGGGAUUCUUCUCUCAUUUUAAAAAACAGAAAAGUUCCUCUAUAAAGUCGGCACCGGUAGCGCCACCUGUGGAGCCAGAGAAACUCAAACCGUCCAUCAAACCGCCUGUCCCCGCAAAACCCGUCAAGAGUAGGAAAGAGGAGGUUAACAGUUCGUCUGUCGAAACUACAGUGUAACCAUACAAAGGCCUAUGCUGAAAUGGAAACUUCAACGUUACCACUGAAACGGUGCUUUGUGUAAGCAUGAGCUGCGAUGUGACUACACGUGACAGUGGCUGCUUGCGAAUCAAAAACGAGGCGAAAAUCAACGUUAGAUCGAGGCUUGUGAGGUCACAACAAGCAAGCGUUCUCGUGGCGACGAUUCACCUGGGCGGAGACGGUAUAUCACGAGAGACACCAAUACAUAUCACUAACGAAUAAAAUGCCUUUGUGUUUUUGGAAUUACGUCAUCAUCACGUCAUUCUUGAACAACGGAUAUAUGUUUAUAAUGGAAAGGGGAUACAUGUGUAGACCGGAGGAAUAGAACGGCAGUGCAGCAUUUCGGAUAAAUAUUGGUGUAAUUAAGUUGCAUUAUUCAGAAUGGAAUAUAUUGGCCCAGGUUUCGUACAUGUGUGACAAAUGUGAGUCGGCAUUCAACUGACGAUUUAUUCAUUCUUUAAUUUCAAUUUGGUUGUUUGUGAUGCUGUUUUAUUAUUCUGCAGCUUAAGACAUGGACGUGCGGUUUAAGUCGGACUUCAACAGUUGGUAAGAUAUGUGUAUCAUUAUCUGUUGUCUCUAUUGUACCGUGGAACGCUUGCGUGUACCACAAUUUUCAAAGUAGGCUUGAAUUUCCCGCUAUGAACUACCAUAGUUGGCAUCCUUACAUCGUGAAACUUGAUGACAUCCACCAGGGGCCUGCGUCCUAGUAGUUAGAAGUGUGAUGCGACAGAACUGGAAACAAUAUUGUGAAAACGCCGUGAAAACGCCGAUUGUCAGGUGGACGAAAUACAUUGUUCUACACAUUUUAAUGUUCGUAUUAUUUAAGAAAAAGAGAUGUUUGAUAAUAUUUAUAUUUAAUAUGGACCCUUGAAACACAAUAAAUUAUACAUGAAAUUUUUAGUCUGAUAAAGGAUCAUUAUUGUAAA